AUGUCAAUUUCAAGCGAUAUUGUAAUGUUACAAGAAACAAAACUAUCAGAGGACGAGGCCAACAAAUUUGUUAAAUACUGCUAUGGAUGGGAAGGUGUGGCCACUAAAGAAAUUGGUGCAUUUGGGGGAUUAUGCAUUCUUUGGAAGCCAAACAAAGUUAAGAUUCAGAAAGCAGAGGGAAGCAUCAUCAUACCCAAGAGAGGAUCAGAAGAAUUUUUAAGUGUGAUUGGCCAUUUAGAGCGGCGCACAGAUCUGUAUAAGAGCAUCUCUGAAGAUGAUCUCUCCGUCAUGGAUGGUGGGGAUCGAGUGUUUGCAGAUAUCUCAGCCAUGGCUUCAACCUUAGCUUAUGAAAACAAGCUGGUUAUCAGGAAAAGAGUCAACCAGCACUGGAAGAUGCAUUUUGUGGAGUUCUUCGACUUUUGGGACGAUCACUUGCAGAAGAAAUCUACACAAGCAUUUGUAGUAUGUGACAAGGAAAUUGAUGCCAAAUUAAUAGUGGUAGCCUUUAGAGGAACACAAUUAUUUGAGGCAGAUGAUUACAUAACAGAUUUAGAUUUCUCAUGGUAUGACUUUCCCCAAAUAGGAAAAGUCCAUUUAGGAUUUCUAGAGGCUUUGGGUCUAGCAAACCGUUCAAUUGAUAAGAAAUCCUCACAUCAUCUCGAAACACAAGACAUCAACAAACCUCUAGCCUAUUUUGUUCUAUGCCAAAAGUUAAAGAACCUUUUACAAAUCCACAAAAAUGCAAAAUUCAUUGUGACAAGUCAUAGUUUAGGAGGAGCUUUAGCUUUAUUAUUUUUAGCAAUGCUAUUUGUGAACAAGGAGGAUAAGUUGUUAGAAAAACUAUUGGCUAUUUAUACAUUUGGACAACCUAGAGUUGGUGAUAAAGAAUUUGGAGAUUUCAUGAAUAGUAAACUAAAACAAUCCGAACCCAAAUAUUUUAGAGUUGUAUAUUCCAAUGACCUUAUUCCAAGAUUACCUUUUGAUGAUGGCCUAUUCAUGUAUAAGCACUUUGGAGUAUGUCUUUACUACAACUGCUGUUAUUGUCAAAAGAAUCUUGUGGAAGCCCCCAAUAGAGAUCUCACGUUGGUGUACUUCAUACCCAUAAGAAUAACUGCCAUAUGGGAAUUGUUACAAUCCUUAGUAUUACAUUACAUUAAGGGAGAGAGCUUCAAGGAGACCAAACUUUCUAUUAUCUCCAGAAUAUUUGGAAUUUUGGUUCCAGGGAUUUCAGCACAUAGUCCAGUAAAUUACAUUAAUGCAAUAAGAUUGGGUCCUCCUAGAUUGAAUCCAACUUUGAGUAAUGUAAAAGGAUAA
Molecule: messenger RNA, 1314 nt
Organism: Cryptomeria japonica (Japanese cedar)
Lineage: Eukaryota; Viridiplantae; Streptophyta; Pinopsida; Cupressales; Cupressaceae
Product: triacylglycerol lipase OBL1-like
Exons: 5
Coding region: 1-1314 (437 amino acids)
Biological process (GO): lipid metabolic process
Molecular function (GO): triacylglycerol lipase activity
Source: RefSeq, a predicted model, not a curated record